GGACGUUUCAAUGUGGACGCUCAACUCUGUGAAAACGACUGAAAACGCUAGUGUGGACGUGGAGUGUUUUCAAAUCUAUCCGGCUAGUGUGGACGUAGCCUAACUCACCUGAUGAUGCAGUGAUGAAGGUGUUUAUUGAGACUCUGAAUCUCUAAGACUGUGAGUCAUCAAAUUUCGAAAACUUCUGUGUUUCAAAUGUCUGCACUGAUUUCCCAAAUCUUACCUCUCAAAUACCCCCUCCAAACAAACUAACUACAAAUAACAUUAAAAUUAUUAAAAACGAAACAUUUUCAAACAAUAAAGACGAAGCUGAAACGAGAAACCCCACUCUGGCAACUAAAGCUAAACUGAAUUAAAAACAAAAAGUCUGAAAUGAAAUGCAAAAAAAUUCUUGCCGCACUUUGGGCCCCUUAGUACAUGUAGCAUGGCUUAAUCACAGCCAUUUUCAAUGGCUGCUUCCAGCUGGAUAAUGCAAAAUGGCACAAAGCUUAAAUCAUCUGAACCUGGUUUCUUAAACAUGGUAAUAAGUUCACUGUACUCAGAUGUCUGUUGCUUUAUUUCUGGAUCUCCACUUCCUAAUGUGACAGGAUGAAUGUAUGAGAUAAGGAAAUAAUCGAGCCACAAAUAAGAGAAGUGGUAAAGGACACUUUCACAUCAGUCAGUGUCCUGACUGUGCAGGAGGAGGACGAGACAUUUCAUCUGCACUCAGGAGAAUAAGUCAUGAUGUUUCUCGUGUUUGUCCUGUUAGUAUCUCAGUGCUCGUCGCUCACCAGUCAACAGUGUCACCACUGUGAACAAACAUCCUGCGACUGCUCGAGCCAAAACUUUCGGGAAGUCCCUGCAGCCGCUUCAAAACUCAUCACUGAGCUCGAUCUCUCUUUUAACGCACUGGAGACGAUAAUGAAAGAUGACUUUCUUUCAUAUGCCGCUUUGAGGGCUUUGUUCGUGAAUAACAACAGGAUCAAAACCAUCCAUGAAGACGCAUUUCACCCGCUGAUUGAUUUGGAGAAACUGGACUUGUCCUCAAACCAGUUGGAGACUUUGUCUUCUGGUUGGUUUCAGAACCUGAUUUCUCUCCACUACUUGAAUCUUUUGGGAAACAAAUAUUCAACACUUGGUCAGGGAAACCUUUUCCUGCCACUGAGGAGCUUGAAGACCCUCCAUUUUGGAGGAUCUUUCCUUCAGUCUGUCAGUAAAAGGGAUUUUUCUGGCCUUUUUGGUCUUGAAGAACUUGUUUUUGAAGGAAAUCAUCUGCAAGUGUAUGAAAACGAAAGUCUGAGACAAAUUGGACCCAUUAGCCAUGUAACACUUAGUCUCAAUGGAGUAUUUCACAGAGAUUUAGCAGUAGUACAAGCUAUAUUGUUAGACGUUGUUCAUCCAAACACAACAGUGACAUUCACUGACACACAGUUCAACAAAAGUUUGCAAAUGUUCCCACUUCGUGUGGUCAUCGAGCGUGGUGCUACAGGUCUUAGUUUUAAAAAUGUGAACAUGUCUGUGUCAGCUUGUGUACAACUUAUGAAUAUUUUUUCGGGCUCUGAUCUGACUUUUUUUGCUAUCGAAGAUUCUCAAAUCUUCAAAAAUGAAGAGGAAGUCUUUCUUGUUGACAUAAACCUGAAAGGCUUGGAUGUCAUCGUCUUCAAAAACAUUGAUAUUAACGUGUUCUACCGUGUUCCUGAACUCCAUUUCAUGCAAAAUAUACUGGCUGUAGUAAGAAAGGCAUCUGUGAUAAACUCCAAGUUGUUUGCCAUUCCUUGCCAAUCCACUAUUCAUUUCUCAGAUUUGGAGUUUUUGGACAUCAGUGACAACAUAAUCGCAGAUUUUACACUUAUGGAAAUGAUGUGUUAUGGCAUCGGUGUCCUUCUAAAUCUCCGCACACUCAACAUCAGCAGAAAUAUUUUGUCUUCAAUCAACAGCGAGCUUUUCACUAAACUAGUAAAGCUGGAAAACCUCGACAUGAGUGGAAACUCAUUUGACAGCAUGCCUUUGACUUGUUCCUGGCCAGCAAGUCUCAAGUUCUUAAACCUUUCGUCAACUUCUCUUCCUGAGGUGACAUCCUGCCUACCACAGAGCCUACAGAUCCUCGAUUUAUCCAGAAAUAAACUGACUGUCUUUAACAUUGAAUUGCCGCUUCUCAAAGAGCUGUACAUCUCUGGCAACAAGCUUGGAAAUCUUCCUGAUGGGCAUUUAUACCUCAGCCUCGCAGUUCUCUCCAUUCAAGACAACAACUUGGCCAAAUUCAACAGUAAAAACCUGCAUGAUUACCAGAGCCUGAGGGUUCUGGAAGCUGCUGGCAACCCUUACGUCUGUUCAUGUGACUUCGUAGGUUUCGUGACAAAUGACUUGAUGAACCAUAAAACUGUAGUUAGACAUGACUUAAAGUCUUACAUCUGUGACUCUCCCGAUGCAGUGAGGGGGGAGAGAGUAUCAGACGUGAAGCUGUCAGUGUUCGAGUGCCACACAGCUUUAGCGAUUUCUUUGCUCUGCUUAGGCAUCCUGGUGCUGUGUGUGCUCAUUGCAGGUCUGUGUUAUAAGUUCAGAAUUGUGGGGUAAACGAAGGUGACCUGGGUGGAGACAAAAAGCUCGACUCCCAGCAGUCGAGUUCUGACAGAACUUUGUCAAAAUCAGGCUGCGGAAAGUGAUGAACUCUAGGACGUACCUGCAGUCGCCUCACCAUGAAGAUCAGAUUCCAGCGUUCUGGUAAAGUCUGAGAACAGCGAUUAAAACAUCUGAAACUGAUAAUAAAGACAAUCUAUAAAAGGGUUUAUACUUAAAAUUUUGAUUGUACACACACAUAUUUACCUUCUCUAAGUGCUACAACAUCAGUGACUUUACGCUACGAAUAUAUUUUAAGACUAUUAUAUUUUAUUAUGAUAUUUUAAGAGUAUUAUCAAAGACAGCAUGACCUAUUUUGAAUGUUAUUUGGUCAAUCUGUUUAAAAGCUCAAGUAUUCCUUUCAUUUGACAGUAAAAACAAAGUACAGAAGGCUGUAUACAGAUAAUUUUGGAAUCUCUUAAAACUUGCCCUUGUAUUUCUGAAAUCCUUUAAAAAUCUUUCUCUUGUUAUAUAAAUGUGCUAAAAAAAAAGCUUAGCUCUUUGUACAUAAUUUGGGUUGGAGCUACAUAUUACUUAUAUAUCUUUCAGUAUUGUGCUAACUUAGUUUGAAUGGUGUCAGGAAUUGCUCUUUUCUUUCUUUUUAAGUUUUUUUUCCCUCCAUGAAUGCAUGUACUCUAGUGGAGGCUUACAUAAAAACUAAUGAGAGAUAAGUGAGUGGUCUAUUACAGGUCAUAAUUGUUUUGUAUACAAUAAAGAUUAAAAAAGGCAAAGUGAUCUUUUUGUUUUAGUUCACUGGAAUGUUUCACAGUUAUCAUAAGUACCACAACCUGUAACUGAGACAAUUUAUGUAUAUGUGAAAAACUCAAAAGUGAUGAUAUAGUCAGGUGCACAAGAUUUUUGGGCAAUGACACAUUUUGUGUUGUAAUUUUGCCUCUGUGCACCACUACAAUGGAUUUAAAAUCAAAUAAGGCAAGUGUAGAGUUUCAGCUUUAAUUCAAGGCUUGAAUAAAAUUGAUCACUUUAA
Molecule: messenger RNA, 3580 nt
Organism: Oreochromis niloticus (Nile tilapia)
Lineage: Eukaryota; Metazoa; Chordata; Actinopteri; Cichliformes; Cichlidae
Product: toll-like receptor 2
Exons: 2
Coding region: 721-2553 (610 amino acids)
Biological process (GO): toll-like receptor signaling pathway; inflammatory response
Cellular component (GO): signaling receptor complex; plasma membrane
Molecular function (GO): protein binding; triacyl lipopeptide binding; signaling receptor activity
Source: RefSeq, a predicted model, not a curated record